UUCCAAUAGGCUUAUGUAUCCUGUGCAUGGGGCAAUAAUAUUGGAUUUGUGAUGAUCUGUUAUGGAGUAUGCAAUGCAAUAUCAGCAAUUUUUCUGGGAUGGUUAGUCAAGAUAACAGGAAGACUGCCAAUAGUUUGUGCAGCUGCUAUAGCUCAUACAGGAAUUGCAAUUGGGCUAUUAUUAUGGAAACCGAAUCCAGUUGACCAAUAUGUCUACUUUUUAUUUUCUGGAGCUUGGGGAAUUGUUGAUGGAGUUUGGCUUGUACAAAUUAAUGCAUAUUGUGGAAUUCUUUUCCCUGGCCGAGAAGAAGCAGCCUAUAGCAAUUUCCGUCUAUGGGAAUCUCUAGGAUUUAUUGUUGCCUACGCUUAUAGUACCUUCAUCAUCAGGACAGAUGUAAAAUUUAUAUAA
Messenger RNA from Ctenocephalides felis (cat flea), 408 nucleotides. RefSeq names its product protein unc-93 homolog A-like. The record is from RefSeq and is a predicted model, not a curated record. NCBI's taxonomy places the organism in Eukaryota, Metazoa, Arthropoda, Insecta, Siphonaptera, Pulicidae.